Molecule: messenger RNA, 2373 nt
Organism: Hymenoscyphus albidus
Lineage: Eukaryota; Fungi; Ascomycota; Leotiomycetes; Helotiales; Helotiaceae
Source: the annotation of a GenBank genome assembly
AUGUCCUCGCUAUGCGGGAUUCAGAGUGCUAACGAUCGAGUUUUAAAGAGGUCAUUCACUACCGCUACCACACAAUCCAGCGAAGCGGAAGCGGAACGUACAUUAAUAUCAGGGGUGGCCGGAUCGAACUCAAGAAAGUCGAGGCAGCUUUCAGACGGAGGCACUACUCUGCGUUCAAGAAAUCGAGAAUAUUGUCGACAAAACUUUUCGAAAAUGCCUUCAGCAUCAGGUCCCAGAUUAUACGAGAACCACAUGCCUUCAUUCAUGUCGGUAUAUGAGAUGGAUCCGUCCUUGAUGGGUAAUUCAAAGACGCCAGGCCCUGCGAAGGAACCGGCAGACACAUACCAACAACAGCGACUGCUAGAACAGGAAGCACAACUGGGCCAACAAACGACCGAUCAGACAUCAACGAAUCAUAUAGUGUCCAGCAGCAACCAAAUUCACGGUCAUCAACAUUGUGAGAGCACAUCUACCCAGACAUCAGAUUCCACAGACUCUUCCCCUACUACUACUAUAUCAACGGUCGACUCAUCUUCUUUGUCAGAUCCAUCCCCCUCCUCAUCGCCCGAAUCGCCAAUUACUCUAGUCCCCUUAUCGUCGUUUACCGGCUCUUCGUUCGGACUCGACGGUUUCUCAAAUUUGAAGAUGACUGAACUCAAUCCCAUACCAUCCCCUAUGCUUAACGGUCGACCAAUGACAUCUCCUUCCCCAAGAAAAUUCAAGAACCCGAAGAGUCUUGCUCUUAAUUUAGGCAAUCUAAAUCCCACUUCAGAGCAUUUCCAGGCCUCGGAGCCAUCUUCACCCUCUUUUAUCAAACCUCCGCCGCUGAAACCAAGAAAGAAGCCAAGUUUAUUAAGUCUCAAUACAAGUACUGCGAACGCAAACUUAUUAGGUGAUGUUCUCAGGUCACCAAAAUUGCCAUCGAUGUUGCAAAGACGAGGAUUGAAACAUUCUGUCUCAUCCCCACAAAUGCUCAUCACCCCUGGAUUUGGCCCAACUGGAGGUAUGACAUUAGGAGGAGGAGAGCGAAAAGGACUUGGACAAUCUAGACGCAAAGACUCCACUAUUGGGUCCGAUACCACAUUCACCAUCGAUGAAGAUGGAGAUCAAGAGGCUCCAGCGGGAGUUCAAAUGGCAACGAGGCUUCCUGGUGUAACAGUGGGAGGAGACAGUUUCGAUCGACCCAACUCCGGCGAAGACGCCAAAUCGCCUUCAUACCCCCAAGGUCCAAUCCUGAUGUACGAACCUAGUGUCUAUCUUUACAUGGAGCCAAAGGCCGAUGAAGCCAGGGAGUUCGACAUGGUGAUAAAUGUCGCUCGGGAAGUGAAGAACCCAUUCAAGGUUGAAGAAGAGAAGGCUAGGGAGGAACCUAUUACAUACACCAACCUGACCCGUAACCCAAAGCCCAGCAUCGAUUCCCUCGAUAUGGCUCCUGAUACUGGGGCAUCCAUGUUUUCGUUUAGAACGGCUUUUGAAGUGCAGCCACCUUCCACCGAUUCUUCGCCAACGACCCCAAAGGCACCUAACGAGGCCCGCCAACCGGAAUAUAUUCACAUCCCCUGGGACCACAAUACGGAUGUGAAGGACGAACUUUGGGAUCUAUGUGAAACAAUCGAUUCGCGAGUAAAGCAGGGCAAGAAGGUUCUUGUCCAUUGUCAGCAGGGAGCAAGUCGUUCUGCAACUCUUAUCAUCGCUUAUGGCAUGUAUAUCAAUCCGGAUCUAGGGGCAACCGAAGCAUACAAAAUGGCACAAGAAAAGUCGAAAUGGGUCAAUCCCAAUAUGUCUCUCCUUUUUUCGUUGAACGACUUCAAGAAGAUCAUUGACCAAAAGAGGAACGACAAGUCCACCACUCUUCGAAAACCCACCGUUAAGCACCGACCUACCCUGUCGGCAGAUAUCUCUGAGCCACCGUCUACCCCGUCCCGUAUCCGUGGCAAUUCGACUCCAAGCGCGUCGGCCAGAGAUUCUGCGAUUUCCAAUGCCAAGGAGGCUCGCGAGCUACCUGCUAGUGAAUCGAUUGCCUCUAGAUAUUCGGAUUUUGAUUUUGGAUUCACCAGUGCUACUUUGGAUAGUCAACCGAGGUUCCACCAGGAAUCAACUCCCGCAACCGAUUGGGAUUCCCUUAUGUCACCGCGCGUUUCUGAGAUGACUCAGAAUCCCCUGCUGGGCCUCGGAUUUGGAGGAGCUUCUGUUGGAGAAGUCCCGCCAACUCCAGCCCUCUUCUCACCUCGGGCCAUGGAAUUCCCACGUUCAUCAUUCUUCCCAACUACUUCACCGCCCCAGCGAAUUCCCCUGGCUGUCGAUGAGGAUCCCCGCAGUCCUCCGACUAAGGGUGAGGUGCCAAUCAUUCGAUCAAUCAACGAUUUCUUAUGA